Messenger RNA from Paramormyrops kingsleyae, 7156 nucleotides. RefSeq names its product paired amphipathic helix protein Sin3a-like. Gene Ontology annotation, molecular function: transcription corepressor activity. Gene Ontology annotation, biological process: negative regulation of transcription by RNA polymerase II. Lineage: Eukaryota; Metazoa; Chordata; Actinopteri; Osteoglossiformes; Mormyridae. The record is from RefSeq and is a predicted model, not a curated record. Gene Ontology annotation, cellular component: Sin3-type complex; chromatin.
AUACUCGAGGACGGCGUCUACCUUUUGUGACAGGCCGCAAAGCGAGGGGGGCGGCGAAAGGGGGACUGUCUGUUCUUCUUGGGUGAAAAUAAAAAUGCUGCAGUCAAGUUGCUGCUGGUACUACUAGCUAAAGAUAGCAUUUAUUACCUGUAAAUGUUGAUUCUGCAACUUAAACGACCGGCAAUAUAAUCAUUGUUGUGCGUUUCACUUGAUUUACCGCGUGUAGGGCGAAACGGAUGGCUAAUUUAUUUGUUUGUCCAUGUUUUUGUAUUCUGUUUACUGUGAUUUCCUGGUCUACGUGCUGUUCACAUUUUCCGUAGUAUAGUAACCGGUGCCGAUUAGCUAGCUAGUUAGCUUUGAGGGGAAGUGUCGGACGGCGAUUACUGAUGGCUAGCUACUUAAAAACACAGGAAUUGAUGGUGCCAUCUAUCACAUCGUAUGGGAUUGUUGUUAGUAAUACCGUCUGACUGGCUGACUGCAGAACGGAGCUGAUUUUGAGUCAGUUCUCUAGUAUAAAUAUUAAGUCGUAAAGCAAGGACAUUCAUUAACGUUGUUCAUCAUAUCCACUAUAAGAUGAAGCAGCCUGUCGUGUCCGUCAACUGUAAAAAAAAAUUUAGCUCGCCAGAUCUAAUUUUGAAGUCGAUAGCUAGUAUUAAUUGGCCUGCCGCUGACCCAGACUUUAGCUUUGAGUAGGCUGAUGCAUUUGUGCGAGAUCGACAAUAACUUUUUCUGCCUUCGAGCAAGUGAAUAUUGGUGCACAUAAUCGCUGUUUAUUAAUCGGAUUAUCCCCUAAUAAUGGUUAUUCUAGAUAUUCGCGGCGACGUGUAGUUUUUAACGGGUUCGGAAUUUAAGGGUAACAAAUGUGCUGCUCCCUCAGCCCCAGCCGCGCGGCCAGAGGCGUCUCGGUGACGUCACCGGGCUCUGCAGCUUGGGUCCGUCUCCGCUGCUGGGUACGGGCUCCGGUCCACUGCAAGAGGCCGGCCGGUCAUAAUCCAAGCCGGACACCGCCGUAUUGCCCGGCUCCCUUUAGCUAUUUUAGAUCAAAUUGUCCUACGUGAGAUCAGACCCGGAGUUGUGCCGUUAAAGCCCUUCCUUCCCUAGGAGUAUCAGUUUGGGCAACUAACAAUGUUCCAUCGCAACAUUAGUACGACAUUUCUUAAUAUAUCUUAGGGUUAUUUUAAUUUAGAACAUGUUUUUUUGAGUUUGCCAUAAAUGACUUUACGACGGCGUAAUGCUAUCUCGUUUGUUGUCGCUUUUCUAAACCGGCAUUUCGGAUAAAAUCCGCGCAUUUCAUGCAGAUGAAUGGUCUUCGAGUGGCUGUAGUCUUCAGGAUGUUUCCAAAACUAGAUGGCUUUAACUCGUUUUUUUCGAGGUGUGGAUCCAUCGUGUCCAAUAAAGGACAGAUUUUGUUCCAGUGUUUGUUGGGCCACAGUUUAAACUAUUUGGACAUGCAGGAAUGAAGAAUCGUGGUGUUUCUAAAGCAGUGGUCUGUUACGCAGGGUGCAUGAUGCCUGUGGCUUUCGGGGUGCAUUAUAUGGCUGGUUUUUCACAAUUUUCCUUGACAGAUCUUUUUAUGUUAUACUGGACUCUGCUGAGGCCCCAUGUACUACACCACCUUAUAGAAAUAUCCUCAACACGAAUUGUAUCGCAGCCCCCCCCUUGAUUAUGCGUCCACAAUGAAGCGGCGCCUGGAGGAACAGGAACCGGUUUUUGCGUCUCAGCAGCGUCGGCUCUCAGGUGGCACUGACGGUUUCCAGCACCGUGUCCUGGCCCCUGCGCCAGCUGUCUACGAGGCCGUGCCGGACAGCAUGCAGCCCAGUGCCAGCAUCCAGUACUCUGUGCCACCACCAUACCAGGUUCCCACUGUGGCCCAGAGCUCCAGCAGCCAUGGGCACCCCCCCGGGCCUGUGGCACAUGGUGGGGCACACCACCACAGUCCUGCCAGCAGCACACAUGGGGCUCAGGGAGUGCAGAACCAUCCGCACCCCCCAGCUCCCCCUGCCCCCAUGCAGGGCCAGCAGCAGUUCCAGAGACUCAAGGUAGAAGAUGCUUUGUCUUACCUGGACCAGGUAAAGCUGCAGUUUGGAAGUCAACCUCAAGUAUACAAUGACUUCCUUGACAUCAUGAAGGAGUUCAAAUCUCAAAGCAUUGAUACUCCAGGGGUGAUCAGCAGGGUGUCUCAGCUCUUCAAGGGUCACCCUGACCUCAUUAUGGGAUUCAACACAUUUCUGCCUCCUGGAUACAAAAUAGAGGUGCAAACCAACGACUUGGUGAACGUCACGACCCCGGGGCAGAUCCACCACAUAACCCCCCAUGGCAUCUCCGUCCAGAACCUUCCCAUUGUGACCCCCCCUCAGCAUCAGUCUCACCUAGCUGCCGCAGCCAGUACUGCAGCCCCCCCUCCCCCUGCCCAGCCUACACCUGCCAAAAUGACUAAGCCGCUGCAGUCUCCAGCCCUGACGCCCAGCAGCCAACCCAACCCCUCCAUCCCGCCCUACGCCUCUCCCCGCUCGCCCCCCAUGCAGCCCCACACUCCGGCCAGCAGCACUCCAACUGGUGCCCCGGUCCUGCAGAACAACCAGCCGGUGGAGUUCAACCACGCCAUCAAUUACGUCAACAAGAUCAAGAACCGCUUCCAAGGCCAGCCUGAAAUCUACAAAUCCUUCCUGGAGAUCUUACACACGUAUCAGAAGGAGCAGCGCAACGCCAAGGAGGCUGGAGGGAACUACACACCAGCCCUAACGGAGCAGGAGGUCUAUGCCCAGGUUGCGCGCCUCUUCAAGAACCAGGAGGACCUGCUCUCAGAGUUUGGCCAGUUCCUGCCAGAUGCAAACAACUCUGUGCUGUUAAGUAAGACGACAGCGGAGAAGGUGGAGUCUGUACGUAACGACCACGGGGGCACCGUGAAGAAGCCACAACUCAACAAUAAGCAGCGGCCCAGUCAGAACGGCUGCCAGAUGCGAAGGCACUCUGCCGGCGUCACCACGCCCCCUGUCAAGAAGAAGCCCAAGUUGCUGGGUUUGAAAGACCAGCCGCUUGCAGAAGUCGGUAAACAUGGUAUCGGCACUGAGUCUGUCUUUUUUGAGAAGGUGCGGAAGGCCCUACGCAGCUCCGAGGCUUACGAGAACUUCCUGCGCUGCUUGGACAUCUUCAACCAGGAGGUGAUAUCGCGUGCAGAGCUGGUGCAGCUCGUGCUGCCCUUUCUGGGAAAAUUCCCAGAGUUGUUCAACUGGUUCAAGAACUUCUUGGGAUACAGGGAGUCUUCCCACAUGGAGAGCUUCCCUAAGGAGCGAGCCACUGAGGGCAUCGCCAUGGAGAUCGACUAUGCCUCCUGUAAGAGGCUUGGCUCCAGCUACAGGGCACUGCCUAAGAGUUACCAGCAACCGCGGUGCACAGGGAGAACGCCGCUCUGUAAGGAGGUGCUGAAUGACACCUGGGUGUCCUUUCCCUCCUGGUCUGAGGACUCCACCUUCGUCAGUUCCAAAAAGACCCAGUACGAAGAGCAUAUUUACAGAUGCGAAGACGAACGCUUUGAGCUGGACGUGGUGCUGGAGACUAACCUGGCCACGAUCCGCGUGCUGGAGGCCGUGCAGAAGAAGCUGUCCCGCAUGUCAGCCGAGGAACAGGCCAAGUUUCGCCUGGAUAACACCAUGGGCGGCUCGUCUGACGUCAUCCACCGCAAAGCUGUCCAGAGGAUAUACGGGGACAAGGCUCCUGAUAUCAUUGAUGGUCUGAAAAAGAACCCCGCGGUUUCUGUGCCGAUUGUGCUGAAGAGGUUAAAGAUUAAGGAAGAAGAGUGGAGAGAAGCGCAGAGGGGAUUCAACAAGAUCUGGAGGGAGCAGAAUGAGAAAUACUACCUGAAGUCCCUGGACCAUCAGGGCAUCAACUUCAAGCAGAAUGACACCAAGGUCCUGCGAUCGAAAACGCUGCUGAAUGAGAUCGAGAGCAUCUAUGACGAGCGCCAAGAGCAGGGCUCAGAGGAGAAUGCUGGCCCACACCUGAGCCUGACCUACGAGGACAGUCAGAUCCUGGAGGAUGCUGCUGCACUCAUCAUCCAUCACGUCAAGAGGCAGACCGGCAUUCAGAAAGAGGACAAGUACAAGAUCAAGCAGGUGGUCCAUCAUUUCAUCCCCGACAUGCUGUUCGCCCAGCGUGGGGAGCUGUCCGAUGUGGAGGAAGAGGAGGAGGAGGAGGCAGAGCUGGAUGAGGGUGGGGCUAAGAAGCACAACGGCGUGGGCGGCGGCUCGGGGGGGAGCCCCACCAAGUCGAAGCUCCUUUUCGGCAGCACGGGAGCCCAGAAGCUGCGCUCCACGGACGACGCAUACAACCUCUUCUAUGUCAACAACAACUGGUACAUCUUUUUGCGGCUGCACCAGACUCUGUGCGCACGGCUUCUGCGCAUCUACACGCAGGCGGAGCGCCAGAUCGAGGAGGAGUGCCGCGAGAGAGCGUGGGAACGCGAGGUGCUGGGCCUCAAACGGGACAAGAAUGACACGCCGGCUGUCCAGCUGCGACUGAAGGAGCCCAUGGACAUUGAGGUGGAAGACUACUAUUCAGCGUUCCUGGAGAUGGUCCGCAACCUUCUCGAUGGGAAUAUGGAUGCCUCUCAGUACGAGGACUCACUGCGGGAGAUGUUCACUAUCCAUGCCUACAUGGCUUUCACCAUGGACAAGCUCAUCCAGAGCAUUGUCAGGCAGCUGCAGCAUAUUGUGAGCGAUGAGAUUUGCGUGCAGGUGACGGACCUUUACCUGUCUGAGAGCCAGAACGCAGCCACCGGCGGCUCCCUGUCCACUCAGGCUUCCAGGGCAGCCCAGGAGGCAGCGUACCAGCGCCGGGCUGAGCAGCUGAUGUCCGACGAGAACUGCUUCAAGGUGAUGUUCCUGAAGAACAAAGGACACGUACAGCUGACUGUGGACCUGCUCGACACAGAGGAGGACAACUCUGAUGAGCCCAUGGAAGCUGAGCGCUGGUCCGAUUACGUAGGGAGGUACCUGAACUCCGACUCCACCUCACCGGAGCUCCGAGAACACCUCGCACAGAAACCUGUCUUCCUCCCCAGGAAUCUGCGUCGCAUACGCAAGUACCAACGGGGGCAGGAACAGCAGGAGAAGGAGGCUAAAGAGGGUGGAAAGAAGCCCCCCGAGGGCGCCGAAAACCUCAAGAUGGAGUGCAUGUUUAAGCUGAACUCCUACAAGAUGGUGUACGUCUUCAAGUCAGAGGACUACAUGUACAGGCGUACCGCCCUUCUGCGGGCUCACCAGUCACAUCAGAGGGUCAGCACCCGGCUUCACCGACGCUUCCAGGCCUGGGUGGACGAGUGGGUAAAGGAGCAUGUGACCCCGGAUAUGGCUGCCGGCUGCAGCAGGUGGCUGAUGGGAGAGGGCCGCGAGGGACUGCUGCCCUGCACCACCACCCGAGAGCCGGAAAUCGUCCACUUCAUGAGCAUCAACAAAUACCGCGUUAAAUACCUGGCCCCUUGCAAAGCUCCGUAGCCAGCAGGUGUUCUGGGAAGCCAAGGGGUGGGUCUCUGUGGGUCUCUGUUAGGGCCUGCGGACAGGCUGGCGGAGCCAGGGCUGGGCCGUCCUUUGUACACCAACACCGCAGCAAAAAACACAAAGAUCUGGUUGCCACAGCUGGUGUCACAUUUUUCACAGUUUUAUCUUUAAUGACCUUUUAGCUGUGCCCGCUUAUAACGGGCCCUCUGUGCCAAAACACGGGACUCCUCCAGUUGAACUGAACGCCCACCAACUCUUUUUGCAGAUUCUCUUGGCAUAAGAUAUGGCUGCAUACCAGAUUUGAACCCAGGUCACAGGUCUAGGUAACUUCAGGUGCUCUGCGGUAGGUAGUGAAAAAAUGCAGGAUGUUUUGUCCAUUGGGUCCCCUGGCUGCGCUGUGAUGCAGGCAAGGGCCGUGAUGUCAUGUCGCUGGAGGUGUGAGGGGCUUUUAAUUGACAGGCCUCAUGUGUGAAGCCAUCAACAUCACUUUGUCUGCAAAAAGACGAGGUAAUUAUUACUUUAACUUCUGGCUCAAUACAAUAAUUGGCUGAAAGAUGCACUUAACAUUCUGGCCCGCGUGUUACCAAAUUAAGAUUUUCCCCAUAGAAGUAUUCAAGUAGCUUAUUUGGAGAAUUAAAAGACACGAUGGAGAUACAACACAAGCAAUAUCCCUGUGCUAUUUGCUGUUUUCUAUGUCAGGGGAUGAAUUUUUUUUUUUUUUUAAGUCUCAUGGUGUUACUGCUCUUUCAGAGGCAGCAUUAAUACAUCUGUUAUAAAUCAGACUUGGUCUAAGUAGAUGCGCUAUCCAUAGCAAUUAAUGUAAAAACAUAGUCUCACUUUAGUAAUUACUGGCCACACACUGUAAAAUUGUAUAGCUUGUGAAUGUCAAUAUGACAGUUAUAUAUUCUGAUAUGUAUAAUCAAAACUAACUGACCUCCAUGAUGCAGUACUUUCUGAAGGUUCUGGCAGUGACCUGAGAAUCAGCACAUCAGCUAGAACACUCAAACAAUGGGGAUGGUCAAUAACUUAUAGAACCCACACAAUGCUCACUCUUUGUAAAUGAACUGUAUAUAGUGCAACCUUUUUUUAUUAUUAUAGAGAUCUGCGUUGAUUUGUUAGCCUGCAUCACAAGCUUUCAGUGGACUUUAGUGAGAGGUGGCUAAAGUUAGUAUAUAUAAAAAGCUAAAUUGUAUGACAGUUUAUUACAGUUUUUACCAAAGGGAGUUUAUUAAAAAUUAUAGUAGUUUUUUCUGUGUUUCUUUUUUAUUUUUUUUUAAUAGUGGAAAAAAAAUUUCAUUUAAAAGUAGAAAAUUUUCCAGGAUUUUUGAAAUGGAGGUUUUUAUAAAACAUCCUCAUGAAGCUGACGUUUUAAUUGUGUGUUAAUUUCAGACUGUAGUGAUUCACUGCCCAUUGGGAUUAUCCUACGCAACAAACGAGAAUCUAAACCGAAAAAAAAGACUUGAUUUACACAUUAAUAAUUACUCUUGAUAAGAGCAAAAAAGGUAUUGUAUGUUGAUGCCCAUGAUAGAUUUCUGCUCAAAAUAUGGAGAAUUUGUAAAACGUCAUAAAAGCAUGUCUUUUCUGUGGAUCUGUAUAGCCCCUUUAUUUCGGUAGUAUUUAAGAUUUCUAAUAAAAAAGAUGAUUGUAGCUGAUUUACCUUA